Homo sapiens (human) is the source of this 5456-nucleotide messenger RNA. RefSeq names its product maestro heat like repeat family member 1 (gene MROH1). Bases 495 to 5270 code for a protein of 1591 amino acids. The record is from RefSeq and is a predicted model, not a curated record. Gene Ontology annotation, cellular component: cytoplasm; lysosomal membrane. NCBI's taxonomy places the organism in Eukaryota, Metazoa, Chordata, Mammalia, Primates, Hominidae. The transcript is spliced from 44 exons.
CAGGUCUGCAGUGCCCUGUGCUCCCUCGGGGAGGCGCGGCCGGUGGAGACGCUCCGUGCCUGCGAGGAGUAUCUGCGGCAGCAUGACAAGUUGCAUAACCCAUUGCAGACUUGCUGAGUCAGCCUGUCACCCUGCACUGAGCACUCAAUCACCAGGACACAGAGUGACAGAUGGAGAUGCCACAGUUGUGAGUGGAAUCUGGAGAACUCAGUCCCAGGACUCACUUCUCCCUAUUGUUUUCCUCUGGAAAAAAGCAAAGAUUUCCCUCAAACUUCCUCAUAUACAUGAAGAGAAUUAGUAGCUAAAGAUGGAAGCAUAAUGCAACUUGAGAUGUGUUUCCAAGAUCAAGAACCAGAGGAGAUGGCAGCUGUGGGUCUGGUCAGUUCCUGCACUAUACCGGCCGUGCUGCCCCGGCAGUUAAUCCACCCACUUAGAGCCUCAGCUCUGCGACGUCCCAGCUGGCACACCCAUACCGAGCAGCGGUCCUGAGGGCCAUGGAGAGGGUCCUGAGCAGUCGCGCCAGUGAGCUGGACAAGGACACAGCCAGCACCAUCAUCCUCCUGGCCUCCAGCGAGAUGACCAAGACGAAGGACCUGGUCUGGGACUGGCAGCAGGCGGCGAGUGGCGUCCUGGUGGCCGUGGGAAGACAGUUCAUCAGCAAGGUGAUGGAGGAGCUGCUGCGCAGGCUGCACCCUGGGACCCUGCCACACUGCGCCGUGCUGCACACCCUCGCCAGCCUCUCGGUGGCCAACGCGUUCGGCGUAGUCCCCUUCCUGCCAUCCGUCCUGAGCUCCCUGCUGCCCGUGCUGGGCGUGGCCAAGCAGGACACGGUGCGCGUGGCCUUCUGCUCCGCUCUGCAGCGCUUCAGCGAGGGUGCCCUGGAGUACCUAGCCAACCUGGACCGAGCCCCAGACCCCACGGUCAGGAAGGACGCCUUUGCCACCGACAUCUUCAGCGCCUACGAUGUUCUCUUCCAUCAGUGGCUGCAGAGUCGAGAAGCCAAGCUCCGUCUUGCCGUGGUGGAGGCUCUGGGGCCUAUGAGCCAUCUGCUGCCCAGUGAGAGGCUGGAAGAGCAGCUGCCCAAGCUCCUCCCUGGGAUUCUCGCCCUCUACAAGAAGCACGCAGAGACCUUCUACUUGUCCAAGAGCCUGGGCCAGAUCCUCGAGGCAGCUGUGAGUGUGGGCAGCCGCACACUGGAGACCCAGCUGGAUGCCCUCUUGGCUGCACUGCACUCCCAGAUCUGUGUGCCUGUGGAGUCCUCAAGCCCCCUGGUGAUGAGUAACCAGAAGGAGGUGCUGCGCUGCUUCACUGUGCUGGCCUGCAGCUCGCCUGACCGCCUACUGGCCUUCCUGCUGCCCAGGCUGGACACCAGCAAUGAGAGGACCCGCGUGGGCACCCUGCAGGUGGUCAGACAUGUCAUCAACUCAGCUGCUGCUCAGAUGGAAGAUAAAAAGCCCUUUAUCCUGUCUUCCAUGAGGCUUCCUCUCCUGGACACCAACAGCAAGGUGAAGCGGGCAGUGGUGCAGGUGAUUAGCGCCAUGGCCCACCACGGCUACCUGGAGCAGCCUGGAGGUGAGGCGAUGAUCGAGUACAUCGUGCAGCAGUGCGCGCUGCCCCCCGAGCAGGAGCCUGAGAAGCCAGGCCCCGGCAGCAAGGACCCCAAGGCCGACAGCGUGCGGGCCAUCAGCGUGCGCACCCUCUACCUGGUCAGCACCACCGUGGACAGGAUGAGUCACGUCCUCUGGCCAUACCUGCUCCAGUUCCUCACCCCUGUGCGCUUCACUGGGGCCCUGACUCCGCUCUGCAGGAGCCUCGUGCAUCUGGCGCAGAAGAGGCAGGAGGCCGGGGCCGACGCCUUCCUCAUCCAGUACGACGCCCAUGCGAGCCUCCCGUCUCCCUAUGCUGUAACCGGAAGACUGUUGGUUGUGUCUUCCAGCCCCUACCUAGGGGACGGACGUGGGGCAGCGGCGCUGCGCCUCCUCAGUGUUCUGCACCCAAACAUUCACCCUUUGCUGGGUCAGCAUUGGGAAACGACUGUCCCGCUGCUGCUGGGGUACCUGGAUGAGCACACAGAAGAGACCCUGCCACAGGAGGAGUGGGAGGAGAAGCUGUUGAUGUUCCUGCGAGACACCCUGGCCAUCAUUUCUGACAACGCGUGGAUCUGCCAGCUGAGCCUGGAGCUGUGCAGGCAGCUGCCCUGCUACGAUGAGGCACCCCAGGAGAAGAACUUCCUGUACAAAUGCAUAGGCACCACCCUGGGUGCUGCUUCAAGUAAGGAGGUGGUGAGGAAGCACCUUCAAGAGCUGCUGGAGACGGCCAGAUACCAGGAGGAGGCAGAACGCGAGGGCCUCGCCUGCUGCUUCGGGAUCUGUGCCAUCUCCCACCUCGAGGACACGCUGGCCCAGCUGGAGGACUUCGUGAGGUCAGAGGUCUUCAGAAAAUCCAUUGGCAUUCUCAACAUUUUUAAGGAUCGAAGUGAGAACGAAGUGGAGAAGGUGAAGAGUGCUCUGAUCCUGUGCUAUGGGCACGUGGCGGCCCGGGCCCCCCGGGAGCUGGUGCUGGCCAAGGUAGAGUCAGACAUCCUCCGGAACAUCUGCCAGCACUUCAGCACCAAGGUUCUAGGAAUAAAGGUAGAAACCAAGGACCCAGCCCUGAAGCUGUGCCUUGUCCAGAGUGUGUGCAUGGUCAGCCGCGCCAUCUGCAGCAGCACCCAGGCUGGCUCCUUCCACUUCACCCGGAAAGCAGAGCUGGUGGCACAGAUGAUGGAGUUCAUCAGGGCAGAGCCCCCGGACUCCUUGAGGACACCUAUUCGGAAGAAAGCCAUGCUCACCUGCACUUACUUGGUCUCCGUGGAGCCAGCGCUGGACGAGCAGGCCCGGGCGGAUGUGAUCCAUGGCUGCCUGCACAGCAUCAUGGCCCUGCUGCCUGAGCCCAAGGAGGAGGACGGAGGCUGCCAGAAGUCCCUGUAUCUGGAGACACUGCACGCCCUUGAGGAUCUGCUGACGAGCCUCCUGCAGCGGAACAUGACCCCCCAAGGCCUGCAGAUCAUGAUUGAGCACCUGAGCCCAUGGAUCAAGUCCCCAAGAGGUCACGAGCGGGCGCGGGCCCUGGGCCUGAGCGCCCUCCUGCUGCGCUACUUCCUGGAGCACCUGCGUGUCAGCGCCCUGGUGCCCUUCCACAACCUGGGCCUUCUCAUCGGCCUCUUCUCCCCACGGUGUGCGGACCUGUGGCCUGCCACCCGCCAGGAGGCCGUGGACUGUGUCUACUCCCUGCUGUACCUCCAGCUCGGCUAUGAGGGCUUCUCCCGGGACUACCGCGAUGACGUGGCGGAGCGGCUCCUCAGCCUCAAGGACGGCCUCGUGCACCCUGACCCCGCCAUUCUCUUCCACACCUGCCACAGUGUAGGCCAGAUUAUUGCCAAGCGCCUCCCCCCAGACCAGCUCAUCAGCCUCUUGCUAACCAUGUUUGAGGCCCUGGGAGACCCCGAAAAGAACUGCUCCCGAGCAGCUACCGUCAUGAUCAACUGCCUGCUGCAGGAGCGGGGCGGUGUGCUCCAGGAGAAGGUGCCCGAGAUCGUGAGCGUCCUGCGCUCCAAGCUUCAGGAGGCCCAGGGAGAGCACGUCCUGCCGGCCGCCCAGCACAGCGUGUACCUCCUGGCCACCCAGCACUGCGCAGCCGUGGUGUCCAGCCUCCUGGGCAGCCCCUUGCCCUUGGACAGCCACACCUGCAUGCUGUGGCGGGCGCUGGCGGUGGAGCCUCGCCUAGCUGCCCAGGUCCUGGGGCUGCUGCUGGAGAAGAUGAGUAGGGACGUCCCUUUCAAGGAGAGCCGGGCCUUCCUGCUGGGCCGCACCCCAGACCGCGUGGCCACGCUGCUGCCUCUCUCGGCUACCUGUGCACUGUUUGAGGUCAUGUCCACGCCUGCAGCGGGGCCCGCGGUGCUCGAGCUCUACCCCCAGCUGUUUGUGGUGCUUCUGCUGCGCGUCAGCUGCACCGUGGGUGUCCAGCUGCCCCGGAACCUGCAGGCCCAGGAAAGGAGGGGUGCCAGUCCAGCCCUAGCCACCAGGAACCUGGAACCCUGCAGCUCUGCAGUGGACACCCUGCGGUCCAUGCUACUCCGCAGCGGCAGCGAGGAUGUGGUACAGCGCAUGGACCUGGAGGGAGGCUGGGAACUGCUCAGGACCUCGGCGGGGCAUGAGGAGGGGGCCACCAGGUUGGCCAGGGCCAUGGCUGAGCACGCAGGGCCCCGACUCCCCCUGGUGCUGAAGACGCUGGCAUGCACACACAGCAGUGCGUAUGAGAACCAGAGGGUGACCACCACCGCCUUCCUGGCCGAGCUGCUGAACAGCAACGUGGCCAACGACCUCAUGCUCUUGGACUCGCUGCUGGAGAGCCUGGCGGCUCGCCAGAAGGACACAUGCGCCAGCGUGCGGAGGCUGGUGCUCCGCGGCCUGGCCAACCUGGCCUCCGGCUGCCCUGACAAGGUGCGAACCCACGGCCCCCAGCUCCUCACAGCCAUGAUUGGCGGGCUGGACGACGGGGACAACCCUCACAGCCCAGUGGCCCUGGAGGCCAUGCUGGGCCUUGCGAGGCUGGUGCACCUGGUGGAGUCCUGGGACCUGCGCUCAGGGCUGCUGCACGUGGCCAUCCGCAUCCGGCCUUUCUUCGACAGUGUGACCGUGGAGAGCGCGGACCUGCAGGGCUGCUGCUUUGCUGGGCCUGGCAGCCCCCACCCGAGAAGAUGGAGUUCCGGACGGCAUCUAUCCGCCUCUUUGGGCACCUUAACAAGGUCUGCCACGGAGACUGUGAGGACGUCUUCCUGGACCAGGUGGUGGGCGGGCUGGCGCCCCUGCUGCUGCACCUGCAGGACCCUCAGGCCACCGUGGCCAGCGUUUGCCCUGCGCAUGUGUGGCCCCAAUCUGGCAUGUGAGGAGCUCUCAGCUGCUUUCCAGAAACACCUGCAGGAGGGCCGAGCCCUGCACUUCGGGGAGUUCCUCAACACCACCUGCAAGCACCUGAUGCACCAUUUCCCAGACCUGCUGGGCCGUCUCCUGACCACCUGCCUGUUCUACUUCAAGAGCAGCUGGGAGAACGUCCGAGCUGCUGCACCCCUGUUCACCGGGUUCCUGGUGCUGCACUCGGAGCCCAGGCAGCAGCCGCAGGUGGACCUGGACCAGCUCAUUGCGGCGCUCCAGAUCCUGCUGAAGGACCCGGCCCCCGAGGUGCGGACGAGGGCUGCUGAGGCCCUGGGCCGCCUGGUGAAGCUCGCCUAAGGCUCCGGCCAGCACCCCCAGCGAGGAGUAUGCACCCAGACCUGUGCCUGAGCUCCAAGACAGGGCCUCCUGAGGACCACAGCCUGGGCACACGACUGGAGGGGCCUGGCCCCAGAACAGGCACUGCUGGGGACCAAACCCAAGCCCUUCAGUGAGGGAUGUGCCCAAUAAACUCAUCUGCUCCCA